GGUCUCACAGCAUCGUCACUAGCUCUUCAUUGUACGGCUGCUGAUGCUGAGCCGUCGCUGAAAAAAAAUAUCCCAGGCCAUGGAUACGGUUUUAGGCUAUAAUACAUCGUGCAUAUUAAUUAUACGAUCUUGUGUUUAUUAAGAGAAUGAGGAAGAGGAAGAGCUGGAAACCUCGGAAGGGCCUCAGCACAUUUCUGUGAAGUCUCAAUGAGAGCAUCGGAGGAAGGGCAGUAGCAUUCAACCCAAUGGCUAAGAAAGGGCGAACCAAGGGCGACAAGCCUGAAGCCCUCAUCUCUGCCCUGCAGGCAGCCAACGAAGAUCUCAGGUCCAAACUAACUGACAUUCAAAUAGAACUACAUCAGGAGAAAUGCAAGGUGAGCAGACUGGAGCGGGAGAAGGUCCAGGAGGCCAAGCGCAUCCGGGAGCAGGAGCAGCACCGGCACACGGCCGCGCUGACGGAGCAGCGGGCCAAGUGGCACGAGGAGAAGCAGAAAGACCUGCAGGCGCUGAGGGAGAACCUGGUGAGGCAGCACGAGCAGGAGCUGGCCCGCACCGCCAAGAUCAGGGACGCCGAGAACCAGCGUCUGAAGGCGGCCAUCAGCGCCAUACGGGACGGAAGUGGGGAGAAGGUGCGCACGGCGCUGACCCUCGAGGCCAAGGAGGACGCGCGGCGCUUCUUCGACCAGGAGCGCGUCAAGCUGCUGCAGGAGAUCGCCGAGCUCAAGUCCACCAAGAAGCAGACGGACGAGGCGCUCAGCACCAUGAUCCAGGCCGACAAGAUGAAGGCCGGGGACCUGCGCUCCGAGCACCAGCAGCACCAGGAGCAGAUCUCCAAGAUCAAGUGGGACUCGGAGAGGGACAUCCGCAGACUGGUGGAUGAGAUCAAGUCUAAAGAGCGCACCAUCUUCUCCCUGGAGAAGGAGCUGGAGUCGGCCACAUGCUUCAUGCAGAGGCUGCAACUGCAGAAGGACGCCCUGGACGAGCAGCUCUUCCUGGUGAAGGAGGCCGAGUGUGGCCUGGGAAGCCCCAAGAGGGAGAUCCCUGGGCGGGCAGGGGAUGGGGCCGAGCACUGUGGCAGCCCGGACAUGCGAAGGAACCAGAGACGCAUGGCUGACCUGAACUCCACCAUCCGCAAACUGGAGGACCGCAACUCCCUGCUGGUGGACGAGAGGAACGAGCUGCUGAAGCGUGUACGGGAGUCGGAGAAACAAUGCAAACCCCUGCUGGAAAAGAACCGGCUCAUGAGCAAGAGGAACGAUGAUCUCACACAGACCCUCCAGCGCCUGGAAGACAAGCUCAAGGUCCUGGCCAAGGAGAACCUGGAGAUGAAGGAGAAAAUUGUCUCUCAUCCGCCACUGAAGAAACUCAAGUCCCUCAACGACCUGGACCAGGCUCACGACGACCAGGAGAUAGAAUUCCUCAAGAUGCAGGUCCUGGAACAGCAGAAUAUGAUCGACGAACUGACCAGAGAUAGAGAAAAACUCCUACGGAAGAAGAGACAUAAACGAAGCUCUCGGCCAAUCAAGAGACACAUAGUCGUGGACACAUUCUACGGAUACGAUGAGGAGUCCAUGGACUCCGAAUCGUCCUCUGUGGCCUCCUUCCGCAUGGACCGCACCCCGGCCACGCCUGACGAAGACCUGGACGUUGGGCUGGCCAAUGAGGAGUCGGAGUUGCGUUUCCGCCAGUUGACCAGGGAGUACCAGGCGUUGCAGCGGGCGUACGCCCUGCUUCAGGAGCAGAAGGGAGGGGUGCUGGACGCUGAGAUGGAGGCCAAGGCUCAGGAGCAGCUACAUGCAGACGUUCUCAGGUACAAGGCCAAGAUCGAGGACCUGGAGAAGGAGCUCACGCUCAGAGGACAGGACUCCAAGUGGGUGGAGGAGAAGCAGCUCUUUCUCCGCAGGAACCAGGAGAUUUUGGACAAGAUGGAGAAGCUGGAUGCUGAGUCUAAUCGCGUUCAUCAGGAACUCCAAGACUCCAAGGACCAGAAUGAGCUGCUGGAGUUCAGGAUACUGGAACUGGAGGAGCGAGAGCGGCGCUCCCCGCCGUUCAACCACCUGAGGAUGCACCCGUUCUCCGAGGGCGUCAGCGCCCUGCAGAUCUACUGCAUGAAGGAAGGGGUCAAGGAUGUGUGUAUACCUGACCUGAUCAAGCUCCUUGAUAUUCUGGGUGACAACGGGAACCUUCGCAACGAGGAACAGGUGGCCAUUAUCCAAGCCAGCACGGUGCUCUCUUUAGCUGAAAAGUGGAUCCAGCAGAUUGAGGGCACCGAAGCGUCGCUGCACCAGAAGAUGAUGGACCUGGAGAUGGAGAUGGAGAUGUUCUGCAAGCAGAAAGGCUAUCUGGAGGAGGAGCUGGACUACAGGAAGCAGGCUUUGGACCAAGCCUACCUGCAAAUCCAGGAGCUGGAGGCCACGCUGUACAACGCCCUGCAGCAGGACAAGGUGAUCGCGUACGGCGAGCCGCUGGACGAGCGGCAGAAGGACGAGCUGCGCACGGCCGUGGAGAAGCUGCGCCGGCAGAUGCUGAGGAAGAGCCGCGAGUACGACUGCCAGAUCCUCCAGGAGAGGAUGGAGCUGCUGCACCAGGCGCACCAGAGAAUCCGAGACCUGGAGGACAAGACGGACAUCCAGAGGAGACAGAUAAAGGAUCUGGAAGAGAAGAUCAUGUGGCAGCUUGGAGAUUGUGUUUGUGACUGCACCGGUUUUUCUUUCGUGGCCGAGCGAGUCGUAUUCGUGGCUCGUGUUGUAAAAGUGAGUGAAGGUAGACGUUUUUGGUUUUGUUUGUUUUUUUGGUGACGGGACGCAAGGCGAACGCUCAGACGGGUUUUUUUGGGGGGGUCUGCUCUCCGAGGACACGCUGUUUAUGCUGCACUGGACUCACUGGCCUUUGGAACGUGGACCUUCUCAACUCUGUGGGGGGGGAACUGGAACCCUGCGCUGAUCCUGAACACACACACACACACACACUCACUCACACUCUCACUCGCUCACAUAUUCGCAUGCACACAGAGAUUGGAUACAGAUAGGUGCAGACACACAAAGAUGCAUACACGGAUUGUAAGACCACUCGCGGACAUCGAGGAAACCAAAGUCUGGGAAAUCUUAUCUCUGCCAUGCAGGGUAGUGCGACGACCCUCUUCACUACAGCCAGACCACUUACUGUAGACCUCACCAUACCACACCAGACCAGACUGCAUCCAUCUUCUGCUCUUUUCGUCUCCAGUCCUCUCUCCGUCUCUCUUCUUGAGCUGGGAUGGAUGCAUAUCUAUGUGAGCAGAGUGGAGAGCUGAUUCAGGACCUGCGUGACGAUGACUGAGUGCUCUUCUGGUCAGCAGGCCCCUCCUCUGGUCUCUGGUCUCAGGUCAGCUGAUGUGGACCCCCCCCCCCCUCCUCAGACCCCGAGUAGACUGGACUACGGAGAGGGACAUGGGACAAUCUGGACGGCAUGUCCCUAGAAGCAGGCCAAGUUCAGGGCAAAAUGGAGGGACUGUGGGAGAGGAGGGAGGGGGAGACAGAAAGCGAGAGAAGACUGAGAGAAGAUCCACAAUGUGUUCACCCCCCCCCCCCCCCCCAUGUGUUCUUCUCAACAGACGACCCCUCGUGCUGAAACCCACACUUUAUUUUUCCAAAAUCAACAAAAAAAAACUGGACUCGGCAGAGAUUUCUUUAUUUUUUAACAGUCCAAGCAAAUCGACAUGUACUGUACCAAAAUGUCCACAGGCAUACAAAAACAUCCUUAUUGAUUGCUGUGUAAUAUAAUACAUUUGUUGAUAUGUACAUGUGUCUUGAUAAUUUCCUGUAGCCUCUUACCUUCUUUCUGUGAAUAUUUACGGUACAUUCCCCUUUGCAGCUUGAACAGUAGAAUUACUUGGCAGUUGUCAAAUGACCCAAAAGUAUAAAUUGCUAUGUUUAUUGUGGUGACAGCUGCAAAAGAUUUCCCGAAAUUGUACUAAACUUUAAAAAUGAUCUGGUUAUGAAUAUUCUCCUACACUUCUUACAGUUUUUUCACAUGCCCUCUCUUUUCUGCUUUAUACCAGCAGGGGUUGCUUGGCUUCUACUGAAUGACAUUCAACACUCUUUUAAAGUCAUCUAUCUUCUCUGAAUUUGUACAUAUGUCCCUGGUCUCUCUUUCCCCACCAAACUCUGACUUCAGGAAGCGGCGUGGAGGCAGUUUGAAUUCAAAAUGUUUUAUUCACUAACUCACUGCUCAAAGGGGUGUCCGUGUUAAGUUUGUAAACGGAACUGCUUUCACCGAAAACAAUCGCUUUCCUUUAACUGAAGGAAUGUCCCUGUAGUAUUUAGUCAAGUUAAUACUACAGUGUCAGGAGCAGCUGUGAUGUAUGGUAUAAUGGAAUCGUAAUAGAUGCCUGCUGACAAACCCCAACCUAAACACACACACACACACACACAGUAUGUCAAUCAGCUGAAAUAGGAGAAAGUCAAGUUGCCGUAAGAGUAAACCCGUUCUGGGUCUCUUCUUUCUGGCGGGGCAGUGUGCUGCAAUAUUAACCAGCUGCAGUGAGACCUCCUCCCAGCCAUGUUCACCUGAGCUCCCUGGUCCUCCACAGCACCUGCUCAAGGCUCUGGAACACCACGGCCUCCUCUUUCAUCACUGAACAUGGGUCUGCUUCAGUUACCUUACCCAGGGGAGGGAGUGACACUAUUUUCGAGCAAACUCAGCUAACUAGCGAUUGCCUUAAAUGCGCUUACAGUAACCCCCCCUCCUCCUCCUCCUCCUCCCCCCAUCAAUUCGUAUGUUCUUUUCUAAGGGAUGUAUUAAUUUUGUCAGCUACUAUGAUCAUGUAAUGUACAUUUUCUCUAUUCACUGAAGACAUUGUUUUGUAAAUCUUUGCCCCUCUGUCUUCCAACGAGACUUUACCCCCCCCCACCCCCUACUUUCAAGUAUAUUAUCAAACGGACAAAAAUGAAUAAAGAAAUAAAAG
Messenger RNA from Osmerus eperlanus (European smelt), 4945 nucleotides. RefSeq names its product janus kinase and microtubule interacting protein 2 (gene jakmip2). NCBI's taxonomy places the organism in Eukaryota, Metazoa, Chordata, Actinopteri, Osmeriformes, Osmeridae. Bases 246 to 2798 code for a protein of 850 amino acids. The record is from RefSeq and is a predicted model, not a curated record. The transcript has 22 exons. Gene Ontology annotation, molecular function: kinase binding; microtubule binding.